Molecule: messenger RNA, 13601 nt
Organism: Guyanagaster necrorhizus
Lineage: Eukaryota; Fungi; Basidiomycota; Agaricomycetes; Agaricales; Physalacriaceae
Product: putative peptide synthetase
Exons: 51
Coding region: 1-13584 (4527 amino acids)
Biological process (GO): amino acid activation for nonribosomal peptide biosynthetic process; secondary metabolite biosynthetic process
Cellular component (GO): cytoplasm
Molecular function (GO): phosphopantetheine binding; catalytic activity
Source: RefSeq, a predicted model, not a curated record
AUGGAUUCUUUGUCGCCAGAAGAGCCAGUGCGCGCCUUGCCCCCAACCCGUGUUCCGUGUUUCUUCCCUUCUGUCGUUGGCGGCGCCCAAGACCCGACCACUGUCAUCAAACUGAACAUUUCUGCUUCUUCGUCAGCGGAUGUUUUGGCUUUCGCUGCUGUUGUACGCACGCUGAUAGGGACGACCGGCGAGUUUGCGUUUCGGUUUCAAGACGAUGCUUGUGUUAUCGCAGAGGGAAAAGACGAGCAAGAUUCAACAGAGAGUGUCAUCACUCUCCGGAAUUCCCAGGUGACCGGACUGGAGGCUGUCGAGGUUCAAUUAUCAUCGUCGUCGUCGUCGUCGUCGGAACCCAAGACCCUUGCACACGUAUUAUUCCAUCUCCAAAUCAGAUCCUCGUCUCUUGUCCUCCAGUUCUCCGAAAAGCAUAUUCCAAAUUCUCUAGCAUGGCGAUUGCUGCACUUGUAUACCCAAGAAAGCGGUACUGCUGUUUUCUGUACCAACGAUGACGAACUUUCUCUCGUGAAUCAUCCGCCGCAGGCCUACCCGUUUUCAGCUGAACGGCCUGCUCUUCUCCACGGUGCAUUCCUCCAGAAAGCCGCUGCUAAUCCAGAUGCAACGGCCGUUGAUUUUUUGGAUGUUCAAAAUGCUCCUCGUCGUGCUAUAUCUUACCGCCAAUUGGACCAGCGGUCCUAUACGAUUGCCCGGAUUCUGCAUCAUUUCGUCCAUGAGAGAAAGAGCAUUAUCCCAUUGGCAGUACCUCCUUCUCCGGAGCUGUAUGUCGGAUACAUAUCAGUUCUACGUGCUGGUUGUGCGUUUUCACCUCUUCCGGGUCUAGAUACUGCUCCAGUUGAGCGUAUCUUGGAAUUGGUUCGGGACGUUGGUGCACCAGUUGUUCUUGGGAUGGGAUUCCGUCCUGAAUGGAUGGAUGCUAUCGAGGACGUGCACUGGGUAGAUGUAGCAUCUGCGUGUGCACCCGCAGAAGCACCUCUGGAAUGGGAACCUCCCUGCGAAUCAGAUCUGGCAUAUGUUCUUUUCACCUCCGGUUCGACGGGGAAACCCAAAGGUGUUCAGAUUACCCAUUUGGCAGCGGCGUGCUCAAUCUCUUCUCAUCUUGCGGUUCGUGCUCUUCCUCCAGGAACCCGAUGGUUCCAGUUUGCUGCUGCAACUUUUGACCCUUCUCUUAUGGAGACAUUUAUGAAUUUCUCAUCCGGCACGACGAUAUGCGCCGCAAAUCGUCAACGUCUGCUUACGAAUCCGGAAGCUGUUCUAUCAGAGCUCAACUGCUCUCAUAUGAUGGCCACUCCAAGCUUUGCGGCUAUGCUACGUCCUGAACGCAUAGGGCCGUCGUUCGAGCUUUGGACCAUGGGUGAACGCCUUUCCGAGCGUGUCAUCGAAGCAUUUAGCAAACCAGACCAGGGAUAUGUCCUGUGCAAUGCUUAUGGUCCGACGGAGGCUGCCAUCAACGUGACACUGCGUCUUCAUCCCCGUAAUGAAUCUGGCUCACGCCUUGGGUCGCCUAUAUCCACUGCCUCCAUGAUGAUCUUGCAUCCUACUGAACCCAGACUUGUGCCGCUUGGGUUUCCGGGAGAGCUGGGCUUAGGAGGUCCUCAGCUGGCGAAAGGAUAUCUGAACAUGCCAGAGCAAACAUCCCGUGCAUUCAUAGAAAUUGAUGCUGUUGGACGCGUGUAUCGCACAGGUGAUCGCGCUCGUGUUGUAAUCGACGAUGUAGGUGAAUGGUCUGGAAUCGAAUACCUUGGACGCAUGGGAAUGGACCAAGUAAAGCUUAGUGGCAGGCGUGUGGAAUUAGGAGAGAUCGAAGCCAUAUUAUCCGCCGUCUCUGGUGUUCAGUCAGCACACGCGGUUGUUCACAAGUCUGACUCCGGCGUCGAACAGCUUCUUGCCCUAAUUACGCCGGAAGAAAAGAGUCUUAUAGACGAAGUGAGACGCGUCGCUGAAGCUCGGCUUCCUGCACAUAUGCGACCUGUCAGCUAUUUUCUUGCACAGACAACACCCAAGUCGACGGCUGGAAAAGCAGAUCGUCGAGCUAUAGCGAAACUUGUGGCGGCAUUCUUCUCAGAGGCUCAGUCCAUUGCUAAGGUCAAGGAAGAUGCUGGAAGUGAUAUAGAUCCUGAGAUCCUGAAGACUGUUGUUAAGCUUGUGGCGGAGACCGCAGAACUCGAAGAGACCUCUGUUUUGCUUAACAGUAGCUUUAUCGCCCUCGGCAUUGACUCCCUGCGCGGUGUUCGUUUCUUGACCCUUGCUCGCGAGGCCGGUUUGAAAAGUUUAGCCAUUCUUGAUGUGCUGCAAAACCCAACACCUGUGUAUCUUGCUCGGAGGAUCAUGGAGAGUCAAGACCAAGACGCCGAUACCGAUGUUCCUACGAAGCACGUUGAAAUUUUGGAGCAGUUCGCAGCCGAGGCUGGUGCAGCUGUAUGGAAAGAACACGGCCACAUGGCCCGGAUCAUGCCGGCUACACCUAUGCAAGCCAGUUUGCUUGCUUUAUACCUACGUUCUGAGGGACAAUCCGGUUACAUCAAUCAUUCGGUUUAUACCCUCACACAGGGAGUUGAUUCGAAUCGCUUCAAGCAGGCAUGGGAAGCCGUGGUUCACCGAAAUGCCAUCUUGCGCACUUCAUUCAUCUUGAUCGAUAACAGUACCAUUAGUCCAUUUGCAUUGGUUUCUGGUGAAGAAUGUAACUUUUGUUGGAUUGAGGAAUCGGGAGGGGAUGUGGACAUGCUGGUAGAAGACUAUGUUGAGCGCACGCCUCGAAAUCUGUCGCUUCGUGACCCAUGGGCAGUGGCACUAAUGCACAAUACUGACUCGUCUGAUGUCAGGUUUGUGCUAACCCUUCACCACGCGCUUUUCGACGGCGCUUCACUUGCACUCAUGCUUGAGGAACUCGCUGCUUUGUAUCACGAUCCCUGCGCGGCUGUCCCUCGGGAGGACUUCAAGAAUGCCAUUAUUGAUGUUCUCAAUGCUGAUAUGGACGCGUGUAAUGAUUAUUGGGUCGAGGAGCUCAAAGAUUUCACCCCUGACUCUUUCCCCGAUCUCACGGGCCUUCGCCAGUCCGCUAAGCAGAAAGGAUUCCAUGUGUCGACGGUGAUGUCAUCGACGUCUAUGUCUGACCUCGCUCGCAAGGCUCGAAAGCUCAACGUGACGCCAUUAGCUGUGGUACAAGCUGCGUGGGCUAGCAUUUUGCUUGCUUACUCUGAGUCCGACGCUGAGGACAUUGUUUUCGGUAGCAUCGUUGGCGGACGUACUUCCGAAUCUCUCGAGCACACUGUCGGUCCCAUGUUUACGGCGGUACCCGUGCGCGUUCGCAAUGUUACGGGAGCUACUACGCGCGACCUUUUGUCUCGCUUGGUACGGAGUAAUGUUGACAGUCUUAUCAAGCGCCACCCUCCUGUCACUGUUUUGAGUGGUACCAAUGGUAUCAUCUACGAUACUACAGUUGCUUUGCAGCAGUUCGGACAGGGAGCAUCUCAGACAGAGCUAUGGACAUCAGUGACAUAUCCGGCCAUGGCCACGGAGUUCGCCGUCGUCCUUGAAAUCUGGCCCGAGGAAAGCGACUUGAUUCGUCUCCGAGCAACGUGCUCGAACAACGUUCUCAUUCCUACAGCUAGCGAGGCCAUGUUACAACAGUUUGAUGAUAUCCUCAGCAAUAUCCUAGACAGGCCACCGGACUUGCCUUUUUUGCAUGCUACAUCUAGUGUUCGACACGAGUUGCAGGCUUCCAUCAAUCCUAUACCCACACUCCAGCCCGUGUUGCCUUCGACUCUCAUCCAUCAUGAAUUCGAACAAAAUGCCCGGUUACAACCCGACGCCCUAGCCGUAUGGUUCAAAGCUGACUUGAUGCACCAGGAAAUGGACGUACGCUGGACCUAUGGUGAGCUUGAUCGUCGAGCGAACCAGCUGGCGCAUCACCUGGUCAAGACUUAUGGCGAACUCUACGACAUACUAAUUCCUCUGUGCAUGGAAAAGUGUCCCGAACUCUAUGUCGCCAUUCUCGGUGUGGUUAAAGCCGGAGGUUGCUGGUGUCCGGUGGACCAUGCUGCUCCAGAGUUACGGAAGAAAGACUUGUUUCUUCGAGCUGGAGGGCCGGUCGUGCUGGUUCCAAAUCAGGAGGCAUGCCGCGAGUUACGGACGGCUAUUCCCGAAGGGCUGGAUCUUUUAGCUCUUAAUGACAUACGAUUACUCAACGAACCUGAAAAUGUGCCGGUCGUCGACAUCAGCUCAGCCCAUUUAGCGUAUCUAAUCUGGACAAGUGGUACUACCGGAGCCCCGAAGGGCGUACCGAUCGAACACAGAGCGGCGGUGCAGGCUCUAACAGUGUUGCAAGAAGUGAUUCCAUUUAACUCUACUGGUGUUCGUUGUUUGAAUUUCUCUGCAUACACGUUUGACGUCUCAAUACUCGAUGUUUUCUACGCUCUGGGAAAGGCAUGCGGGACACUUUGCUCUUCCAGCAAAGACAUCCUUGUCGGGCAGUUUGCGGAUGUUGUAAAUAGUUUUCAAGCAACGCACGCAUUCUUGACUCCGGCCUUUAUGGCGCAAUCCACACUGAAUGCCUGUAACUCGCUUGAAAGCCUAAUUAGUAUCGGAGAGAAGUUGCCCGAUACUGUAGCAGAUGCCUGGUCCCGACCGGGAACAGUAUCACUGAACACAUACGGUCCGGCGGAAGCCACUAUAAUCGCGACAUAUCGUCGUUUUCGGUCGAAUGAGAUAACCAAAGCACCGAAUGUUGGCCUUCCUCUCCCGACUGUCAGUUGCGUUGCCGUCAAGAAUGAACGUGUUCUGCUUCGUGGCGCUGUGGGCGAACUGGCUCUGGGUGGUCAUCAAAAUGCUCGUGGAUAUCACAAUCAGCUUGAAAUGACUUUGAAGAAGUUCAUCAAUCAUCCUAUCGCUGGGAAGAUAUAUUUGACUGGGGACAUCGUUCGCUUCCUUCACGAUGGUACAUGUGAAUUUGUUGGUCGAAAUGAUGAUUUGGUAAAGCUAGGUGGUAUCCGAGUCGAACUGUCCGAAAUUAGUGCAGCGUUAGGUUCUUGUCACCUUCUUGCAAGGGAAGCAUCUACGAUGCUACUUUCCAGACCCGAUCGUCCUCAAAAGGUUGUCUGUACCUUCAUCUCCGCACCCAGCCUUGACAACGAUGGAAAAGUAUGCACUAACCAAGAAGCCGUCGCCAUUGCCUGUGCUGCUAGGAGGCAUGCAGAGUUAUCGUUACCCGUCUUCAUGCAUCCGAACGUUAUUGUGGUGGUCCAACACAUUCCACAUACUGCGUCUAAUAAGAUAGAUAGAGCAGCCCUCGGAGAAUAUUAUGCUUCGAUGGAUAUUUCAGCGUGGGAAUCAGUCAUUGCCGUUGCGAUGGGCGACGACGGCGACAAAACUUGGUCUAACGGCGAGGAGAAGAUCAGGACUGUGCUGUCGGACCUCACAGAUACACCAGUUGAUUCUAUCAGCAAAACCACCCGUUUUGCUGCGCUAGGCAUUGACUCGAUCCGUGCAGUUCAGCUGGCUUCGCGCCUUCGUGGAUCAGGUCUUCCCGUUGCUGUCAGUGACAUUCUACGCCAUCCAUCCACCAAGCAACUGGCUAGAAUGAUCCUCUCUAGCGAAUCGGACGAACUUCCCAACUCAGUGCCCAUAUGUACAUGGUUCAAAGAGUUCGACUCGCUAUGGCGACCACGUGUGCAAAGUAGUCUUCAAGGUGUGGAGCGCAUCCUCCCGUGCACACCCUUACAAGAAGGCAUGUUAGGUGAAACAAUCAAACACGAAGCGGCGUAUUGGUCCCAUCGACUGUUUUCGUUCGGCAGGGCUGUCGAUUUAGACAAACUCUUAGAGGCAUGGGUGAACGUUGCGACCUGCACGGAGGCCCUAAGGAUUGUUUUUCUCCCUGCAGCUGCUUAUUCUGUAGCCGGUGGCGAUUCGACCUCUUCACCGGUGUUUAUCCAAGCUCUCCUACAGCAGCCGCUCGUUCAUGCUACUCACCAGCGAUGCAAUAGGCGGAACAUAAAUAAUGAUGCAGAACAGAUUGCUCGGAGCAUCGUUGUGUCCCGAAUCGGGUCGCAGCUUCCACCUUGGUCGCUGACUAUCUUCGAAACGGACAACGAUACUCAAUCUUGGCUGAUGUUGAGCAUCCAUCAUGCGCUGUACGACGCGGAUGCCAUUGGGUAUCUCCUGGCUGAUGUACAGACUGCCUAUCAAGGAGGCGAUCUCACCCCCCGCCUCCAACUAUCAAGCGCUCUGUCACUGGUGUCUGGCAACACGGAUCCGAAAACGUCUGACGCAUUCUGGCAAGAUGUUCUAAGUCCUUUUGCAGACGAGCAUGCCAAUCUCUGGCCAAAUCUGUCCUCUCACGAGGAUUGUGGUCGCAAAACUCGCUUUUAUGCUGCUUCCUUCGAACCUGACAGAACUGCCCUUGCCUUUGCUGCGAAUGAGGUGCAGUCCUCUAUCAGCCAUGUCUUACAAGCAGCGUGGUCCUUUAUUCUAUCCUCGUACCUUCGAACAGAUAAGGUUGUCUUCGGAGAAACGCUCUCCCUCCGCGUAGGAAAUGCCAAGCUAGCGAGUGCAAUAGCGCCUUUGAUAACUACCACUCCAGUCGCAGCGAACGUCACUGGAAAUUCCUCCCCUCGAAGCCUCAUCAGUGCUAUCUCCAGCCUAUCUACAAAGUGUGUAACCCACAGAUUUGUUUCACUGCAGCGAGUUCGUCGAAUACUUCAGAAGCCAGUUCGCCAGCCAGUUUUUCCAGCAAUCUUUGUCAUAUAUUCUGUGGAUGAAGAAGGCAACCCACAGACUGCUCAAAGCUUAUGGACUGACUGCACUGACAUCGCAAGUCUCGGCGUGGAGCACCCUCUGGCAGUUAAUGUCGCCGUCACAGCUGAUAAAGUGGUUGUGAAUGUUCUAGGAAGUAGCGACUUUAUGGCUUCCAAACAAGUGAAACUACUAGCAGAUCAGUUCAGUGCGGUGUUGACAGUCAUGUUAGAAGCCUUGGACAGACCGCUUUCAAAGCUAUCGCUUGGCCUGAAGGAGCACCAUCUCUCUGUGUUGAAGUCGAUUCCCUUUCCAACCUCCUCCAGUUCAUCCGGUUUUGAGCCCGUCCAUUGGCUGGCGAAGCGCGCACUCACCUCCCCAGAUGACAUUGCUGUGUCUAUUUAUAAAGCGAAGAAAGGCCCUCACUCCACGUGGACUUUCAGAGAACUUGACGAGGCCUCCAACCGCAUCGCUAAUUGGAUUCGUCGGGGAACCACAUAUCCUGGUGUUAUUGCAUUGUGUAUGCCCCAGUGUCAUGCAUUGUUCGCUUAUCAGUUCGGGAUACUGAAGUCUGGUUCUAUUUAUCUUCCGAUUGGGUAUGAGAUUCCUGCCUUUCGCAAGAGGUUAUUAUUCCGCGCUGGAGGUGCUACUCUAGUUUUCACUGUGGCGAGCUGUGCGGAAGACUUUGUUUCUAUUGAGCCCGCAAAGAUUAUUGAUAUCGAUGACGCGCGCCACGCGCAGCAAGUUUCUCGCUACCCUGCAUCCGCACCAGCAUAUACAGCCCCCGAAGUUACUUGCAUAAUGUUUGGAGACGGACACCUCAGCACCUCUCGCCCUUGUUUUGUUUCCUCGAGUAGCGUGGUUGCUUCCGUCGAAGCAUGCGCCUACAAGCUCCACCUACACCACUCGCUCAACGACGCAGGAGAUUUCCUGAGCUGGCUACCGCUAUCGUGCGAUGGACAUCUCCUCGAGCUCUUAUUGCCAUUUCGUACCGGGAUGACCAUAACAAGUGUUCCGCGCGGUCUUUUACAGGACGAUUGUCCAACGAUCCUAAAUAACACCGGUGUCACCCAUGCUAUUUUACUCCCCGCUUGGCUAGAGCGAAAAGGUGUGCGGCCCUGCGAUGUACCCAGAUUACGGUGCACGAUCUUGACUGGCCACUUGUCGCAUUCUCCGCUCCUGGAUGAAUGGACUGAAUCAUCCGAUCUGACUGUUCUGUCGGCAUUUGGACUGAGUGAAACAGCGGGUAUCUGCUUUUUGGGCAAGUACUGCUCCACUACAACAAACUGGAAUGUGGGCAACAUUCUCGGAAACUAUACGGCUCUCAUCCUCCACGCCAAAUCUAUGCAACCCACACUUCGGGGUGAAGAGGGAGAAUUAUAUUUGUCCGGAAAGUCAGUAUGUCCUGGCCACCUGCCGGGUUUGGUGGGACGGUUUGUUCUCAACACCCCCUAUGGACCCAUCCUCAGAACAGGCUCCAUAGCUCGUGUAAGAGCUGAUGAAUCGGUUGACUUGUUUCGUCGUAAUGAAGUGUUCUUGCGGGGGCGAAAGCUCGACCUUGCCGAGAUUUCUGAGGCGGUCUCUUCUUUAGCUCAGCAGGGUUUGAAUGUGCACACACUAGCACUUGAUCACCCGGAGGGAUUACAGACAUAUGUUGUCUCCUUCAUAUCGCGUUCAAUGAACGCCGACCCAUUUCUGGGGUCCUUACCGAAUGUCUGCAUGACAGAUGCGACACUAGCACGAGCUAUACACUCUGCUUGUCGAAGCCGACUCUCCCGGCAUUUAAUUCCCGACAAGAUAAUACCCUUGGACUUUAUCCCCCUUGCCAACGUUUUCUCUUCGCAGGUAGAUCAUAAGCGCCUGAAGCAUGUGUUCAUUCAUUCUCCUUUGGUGAUUCUCGGUGAUCCGAGUGAACAGCCGUCUGUCUCGCGUCCUCUUACGACUCUCGAGAAAGAGAUAUGCAACAUCGUCAGUGGCAUCACACGGGUUCCCGUCGACGCCAUGAAUGCCGACACGACGACACUAGAACUUGGAAUUGAUUCUCUAAGUGCUAUCUCUUUGAGUUUCCAGAUGAAAGCAGCGGGCUUUUUUGUUCCUCCACAUGUCAUUCUCGCUGGACCAUCUGUAUCGAAGCUGGCGAAAUCAUCGCGGUUACUUAUCGAAGACAGGAGUCAGGUGUCCUCGUGGCGGAUGGAGACUCAUCUGGAGGAACGGGUUCGGGACCAUCUUUCGGACCAUGAUAUCCAGCUCGUCCAGCCUUGUCUACCAUUGCAAGAAGGACUGAUUGCUCACACGCUCAAUUCUGCUCAGCCCGUUUACGUCAAUCACUUCAUUUUACGUCUUGACGAGGCAGACGUGUCUCAGCUUCGCAAUGCGAUUGAUGAAACGAUUGCUGCAAACGACAUCCUGCGAACCUGUUUUUUCAUCGACGACAGAAACGUGGUCCAAGUCGUUCUUUCCUGUGUCUCAAAUGUCUGGUCGGUUGUCGAAGUGUCGGAUGACAAAGAUCCUCUAGUCAUUCUUCGCGGAGAUAUAGGUGCCGUCGAACUCGAUGUAGUGCAGAAUAUCGGAACUCAGCCGCCCAUUCGGCUUGCAUUAUAUUCGUCGAAGGCAGGGUCUACACUUCUUCGUCUUACUAUGCAUCACGCAAUCUACGAUGGUGAAUCGCUGCCGAUGCUCCUGUCAGAGAUCUAUGAACGGUACUUAGGGUGUUUUACCCUCCAACGUGCUCCAAUCAGUCGCUUGAUCAGCCAUCUCGCACACCAGUCGCAAGAGUUGGCUCGUUCAUUCUAUUCUGAUUAUCUCGACAAUGCCCCCAAGCCCGCCAUCACUCAUACAUAUAGCAGCCUCGAAUCUAAUCAUGAAAGACAUGUUCUCGGUGUACCAUUGUCUGUGCUCGAGCAAACUGCUCGUGCUUUGAAUAUCAGUCUCCAUGUUCUGGCACUGUCAGCGUUCGGAAUUGCGUUAGGAGAGCAUCAGAAGAUCAAUGAUUCUGUAUUUGGUGUCGUUCUGUCAGGUCGUACAUUGCUAGUCGACGGAGUGGAUAACAUGUUGGCUCCCUGUAUUACUACUGUACCUGUCCGGGUUCGUGCUGUAGACGUUCAAAUAUUUGCCGAUAUCGCCCGUCAAGUUCAGGUUGAUCUAUCGUCUGUGAUGGAACAUCAACAUACUCCUCUUCGUUUGAUACAACGGUGGCUUGGGUCUGGCGAACAACUUUUUGAUACGCUGUUCAACUUUAGUCGGUCAACAUUGUCCCCGUCCCCGUCCCAUAAACUUUGGUCAGUCCUCGAGAGUAAGGCAGCCAUCGACCAUCCAUUGGCUGUAGCGUUUGAAGCUGAUCCAAACGAAAACGCUGCCACUAUCUUCGCCGGUUACACGCCUAGCUUUGGUUUGAGCGCUUCCGUCACGUCUCUGUUGUCCCGUAUGGCGAAUCUUGUCACUGAUCCCACCCAAACUAUAACGCCAACAAUGCCAUCACUGUCUUCCAGUGUGCCAUUACAACGUGCCUUGUAUGACCCGACGACCUGGUCUCCUCGAGAAAUUCUAGUUCGAGACGUAGUUGCCAAACUUUGCAACGUAGAUCCAACUAUUAUCACCAAGGAUCUUUCUUUCCUCCACCUUGGGGUUGAUUCUAUCACCAGCAUUCGCCUGGCCCAGCAGUUGAGAGCUGAAGGUUUCGCCGUUCCUACAUUUGCCAUCAUGCGUCAUCCCUGUAUAGGGAAACUUGUGGGCUAUGUCAACGAAUCUUCUGCGGAAGUGUCCGAGUCCGCCGGCGCUAUUGUGAGCGCCUUUAAAGGCCUUCAAACGCGUCUCCUUAACGAAUACGGCCCCAUCGUUCGGCUUCUUGCCGAAGAUGACAUAAUCACGGCAAUGUUUCCGGCAACGCCUUUGCAAACCGGGAUGCUCACUCAAACAGUCGCGUCGAGCGGUCGGCUGUACAUGGGAGAUCAUGUGAUUAAGCUACAUCCAUCCGUCUCCACCUUUCGCCUUAAAUCUGCUUGGGAGCAAGUAAUUGCGUCAACAGAUAUCUUACGUUCCUCGUUCAUUGCAUGUCCAGAAGGCGAUCACGCUUGGGUCGCUGCGGUGCAUAGUAAUGCAUCCAUACGUUGGACGGAGUACUCGGUUUCUUCCAAUACAGACAUCUGUUCACUGGGGCAGAAAAUCAAAGAAUCAGAAGCUAUUCAGGAUGAACAUGCAUUUGAGAUACCGCCACUGUCCUUUCACCUUAUAUGCGCUCCAGAUACCCGAAUUCUGAUCGCCUUAAUUCAUCAUUGUCUUUACGAUGGGCUUUCUCUGCCUUCCAUCUUCGACGAUGUCGCCGCUGCAUACCGAGGAAUCGAACCUUUGAAGCGUCCGCAAUUCCCUGACGCUGUACCGUUCAUCUUGCACAGUUCUAAGGACGAGUCGGACUUUUGGCGAAAGCGUCUGUCCAAGUUCACUUGUGCACCACUACCAAUGAGACAAGGAACUACGACACGAGGUCACCUCGCUCGAACCCUACUAACACUUCCUGAAGGCGCUCUUGAUACGAUCAAAACGUUGGGUGUGACAGUCCAAGCCGUUGCUCUUCUGGCAUGGGGAAAAACCUUGGCUAGUAUCACAGGCUCACCGGAUGUCGUCUUUGGCCAAGUGGUCUCUGGUCGUGCGAUCGACCUUGACAAUGCAUUGCACGCCAGCGGCCCGCUUUUCAACACAAUACCAUUCCGUUUUACGCUAUCCCAAACAGCUUGGACAAAUGCCGAGGCCGUUCAGGCGCAGCAUGCGUCGAACGUACAAAGUGAACCACAUCAUCAUGUCCCUCUUCGUCUUAUACAACGAAAGUGGCGCGCAGACACUUCCACUGGAGAAUCGCUCUUUGACACCUUGUUUGUGUUCCAGCAGCAUACUGGAGAACAAAGCCGAUCACGAUCAGAUCUGUGGAUUCCAUAUAGCCUGACAAGCGACCCGUCACCAGCCGAGUAUCCUUUGAAUCUCGAAAUUAUUCAUGCGAGUGACGUUUUAGAGAUUCGAGCCGGGUGUCAGCCUCGAGUAUUUUCUGAGGACGAACUGCAAAGAAACCUUGAGAUCCUACGAGAGACACUUGAAAACAUCAUCCUUGAACCUUCGGAUAGCGUUCUAAGCUAUCCCCCCAAUCUUCGAGAGGUAGCAACUGCCUCUCGGAAAUUCGUCGCGCCCUCACCAUCUAAAGACGAUGCUGAUGAACCCACUCGAGAAUUUUCGCCGAACGAGACCGUUUUACGCCAGAUAUUUUCAAAAAUCUCCAGAAUAUCUCUCGAACGCGUCGGACUUCAUGCACCGCUUUAUGCCCUUGGGCUGGACUCCAUUGCUGCGAUCCAGAUCGCAUCCAGGUGCCGAAGUCAAGGGCUCGACAUCGCAGUAUCGGACGUAUUCGCGGGUGAGACGAUCGCCGGGAUCUGCGGUAAUUAUGAGGUCUCCCAAAGCUCUGCUCAUGAUGCAAUCUUGUCUGCGAGAGAACUUGUACAAGACCAUGAACGCGCGCAGGUAUUGGAGCUUCUAGGUCUCGGAGAUGAGGACGUUGAAGAAGUGCUACCUGUCCUUCCUGGUCAACACUAUCAUCUUUGUGCAUGGCUCAGCUGCGGUGGCACGUUCUACGAGCCGGUGUUCGUGUACAAACCCUCAAAACAGCUUGACGUUGACCGACUACGUCAGGCAUGGGAUGCUCUUCGGAAACGUCACGGCAUCCUCCGUACCGUGUUUGCUGCGACUUCCUCUUCCAAUGUUCUUCAAGUUAUUGAAAAGAGUCUUCCGAAGAAUGAUCUAAGCUGGAGCUUUACCGAAUUUGAUGGGGAUUUCGAGCAAUGCGUCAAAGAGCAAGUACGAAUAGAAUACCGUCGGCCAUCGACCUUGUUUACUCCGUCAGGCCGUAUUAAGCUUGUGCGAGUAGGAAAGCAAGACGCGCUGUUAUUCGUACUCCAUCAUGCCACAUACGAUGCUUGGUCUGUUCCUCUGCUGGUUGCAGACUUGUGCGCAUUGUACCAAGGCUUCGACUGCACGAGCGCUCCAGACUUUGCCGGGUUCAUCAAACACGUCUCUACUAAGUCGGAUAGGGCCGCCGAGGCCACCUUUUGGCGGGAUUCGUUAAAAAUCAAUGGAUCGUCCCUUUUGGGACCCAAACACUCUUGCUCUGAUCUGAAGCAGGUCUUCGUGCGGGCUCCUGCUAUCAUUAGUUCGACAGACUCGUUGCAGUCGCGCUGUCAAGCAGUUGGUCUUGGUCUUCAAGCCCUAGUGUUGGCGGUUUGGGGUCGUGUGGGGAAGACCUUGACCGGACAAGACUCUCCUGUGUUAGGCGUGUAUCAUACCAGCCGCGCCGCUUCAUUUGACAACCUGGAGAGGCUCGCCGGACCUUGUGUCAACAUUCUGCCUAUGUGCAUCCCAGCAGCUGAUCCUGGCAAAGUCGGCGACGUAGCGCGUCAACUUCAAGUAGACCUCGGAAGGCGUACUGCAUUUGAACAAAGUGCUCUGCCGGAGAUUCUGAAAUGGGUUCAAUAUGACGGGCCGCUGUUUAAUAUCUUCAUCAAUCUGCUUUGGCAUGGCAACAAGAUCCGGACGAUCUCCCAUGAUUCGCUUCUUCAGAUUCUCCCUGUCGGGGUACCUACUGACUAUGCUGCUGAAGAGCCUUUCGAGCUUCGGUCGUCGGUCGACACGUUGGAUCUUUCACAUCUUCCUAAGUAUGGUUUGUACAUUGAUGUCGCUUUGAAUGCGGAGACGAACACGAUUGGGGUCGCUGCUCGCUGUCAUGAAGCCAUUCUGAAUGAGGAAGAGCUUCGGGAAGUAAUUGGUAGUUUCGCGGACGGAGUAAGCGUUGCUAUGGAGGAGCUGUAAAUUCUUAUAGAAGUACG